UUUAAUAACUGUGGGUUUGGGCGAUCACCCUGAAACUCCACAGUUCAAGCUCACUGCGUACUACAGGCAAUUUUGUAACUGACCAUGACCUCUGACCUCCCUGCAAUAGAAAGACAAGAGGGAGCUUAUAAAGAAAAUGAAUCUUUUCUGUCAUUUCUAUUAUUACUAUUAUUAUUAUUAUUGUCAUGAAUGACACUACCCAUUUCCUUUGUGACAACUUUGAAUUUACUGAAUAUUUAUGUGUUUAAAAAAUAACUUCUGUGAUACCAUCUUCUUGAGAAUAUUGGCUCUGUGUACUACAGUUCUGUAGUCUCCUGUUGGUUCUCUGUGGGCUGGUCUCAGUCCCCCUCCAUAACAGGCCUUGGUGAUUGUGACGUUAGACGCCAGCGUUCCUUAUAAGCACCUGUCCCUCCACGUCACGGCAAGCUCCCAAUAUGAAAAGCGUGUGAUAGUUUUCCGAAUGAGACAGUGUGCUUAAAUAGUAGACUGGGACUAUAUAGCCGCCAUAGAGGUUCAUUUAUCCAUACAGCUGCAAGCAAGACCUGUAAGGACACUGCACACAGGAGCUUUACAUUGCACACCACAGGAUAGUGGCAGUUUGUUGCUCCUCUUCCAAUAUAACAUGGAGGUGGCACCCGGUGUCCAAGAAGCUAAUAGCCGUGCAGCAUCGCUGUUGGCAAGUCUGAACUUCCAAAGAGGACAAGCUCAAUUUUGUGACUGUGUGGUCAGACAGAGACAGAACCUGAGUAAACUUCACCCUGCACACAGGUGUGUCCUGGCAGCUUCAAGUCCUGUGUUGGCAUCUAUCUUGUCCUCUUCUGGUGCCCUGGUGGAACUGCAGGCUCCAUGUCUGUCUGACUCUGUACUGGCACUUCUUUUGGAUUACAUUUACACAGGGGCUUUACCAUACACUCGCAGCCAGCACCAGUAUUAUAAUUUACUCGCUGCCGCCAGUCACUUGCAGAUGAAUGAACUACAGGAGGCGCUGAAGACCUGGCACCAGACUGCAGAUGAAACUAAUUCUUCUGCUGUAGCUAAGAAUCAGCCAUAUAAAGACAUUAACAAUACUUAUAGUAAAACUGUGAACACUUUUAGUAAGCAUCUGCCAUUAUCACUGGAGAGAAAUGAUCAUCAGUAUUCACCUAUUGUGGACACAUGUGAUUACUUGGAUCCAUGUAGAACUAGCAGUAAAAAUGGUACAAACCACUGUAGCAGAAAAGAUGUAAGCACUAUGAGCAAUGCAAGUACCUGUAGAGUAAAUACAGUUGACUGCAGGCAAGUAACUCAUCUGACACCUGAGGAUUUGAUUCAAAAUAUCCCUUGCAUCGCUGAAGGGCACGCUGUAUCUAGAGUGGACAAAGAGGUGCAAAAGGAUCCAUUGCAUUCAGCUUAUUCAGAUUGCAUAAAGGAUGAGCUAGAGAAGACACAUGAGGAGAGGAGGGGCUUGACUUUAUCGUGCACUGCUGAGGUUCAAGAGGAAGAGAUGAGCAGAGCAGAGAAGAAGCAGCCACUGUGUUUAACUGUGAAAAGUAAAGCAGAGGAGAAGGAAACUAAUAGAAAAGAAGAAGACAAGACUCAGACCCAUCUCGCUACCCUUCUUUGUCUCUCGGCCUCCCACCUUAAGGAAAACGUUCCCCCCUCACAGUGUUCCUCCUCAUCCUCUUCCUCAGCCCCGCAUCCGUGCUGUGGAGCAGUGCCUGUCAUUCGUCACAGUAGUAAAGCAGCUGUGCUCCAUCUGGCAGAAGUGUCUCCUCCUCACCAUCCAGUUUCCCAGGCCUCAUGUAGCUCCAACACGGCCCCUGACUCACCAUCAGGAAGCACAGACAGUGACAGCAUUGUUGAAGGUAAUACCGCUACACACAAAAAUCACUAUGGGGAACAGAAUAAUGAUUACAGAUACAAUAAAGAAGACAUUGGGACACAGAGUUGGGAUCAUAAGGAUAGUUUAAAUCAAUCUCACAACCUAAAACAGGAUUUCAACAGCAGCAGUACAGAUCAUUUCACAGGACAGAAUGAUGAACAUACGAGCAAUGGAUUACCCCACAUUACAGAUCAUAAUGAUCACCAUGCUCAAUGUGAUUCAUUUCAGAAUAAGAAUCACACAAAACAUCUCAGAGAUGGCUUAGUGCCAGAGAAUGAGGAUAGUAGCAAUUUUGCAAGAGAAUUGGAGUAUAAACCUAAAAUCAGUUUUGAUGAUUUUACCUCCAAACGUCAGCGACUGGAUUGUUCUGAUUGCCUAAAUGUUUGGAUGGCAACUGCAGCAGAAGAACAGUAUAUUCGCUCACAAGAUACAAGAGAUGUAGUUUCACGUCCUGUACAGAACUCAGACACAGGAAGUGACUCUCACUGUGAAGACUUGUGUUCCGAGGGAGAAACAAAAGAUGAAUACAGUUACUCAAGGUAUCCAGCUGGAACAGAUAGACAGGACAGCCACUGUAACCUCUAUGAACCCAAGGUGGAAUGGUACCCAAACUUGCAUCAAGCUGAGAGGAGCCGAACAGAUGCUGCCUCUAGCCAGCAUGAACAUGACUCAGACAACGGAGACACACCUAUGAUGGACAAAAGACACAGUGUUGAUGUUUGUCAGCCAGUCUCUACCACUCCAGAAUCAUGUUUGGAUAGUGUCACUGGUGGUCUCUCUGGCAUUGAACACCGUGCAUCUGAGGAACUCGGAAAGAUGUCAGGCACUGAGCUCACAGAGCCACACUUAACUUUUACAAUGUCUAUGGCCCACAACCACACCACUGACCCUACGCACAGUGUUUUGGGCCCAUCAUACCGUGGACAUCUUCAAUAUCACUGCAUACCACAGGAGGAAGCAUACUUAUCACACAGAUACUCUGGUCGCAAACACUCCCACCCGAGCCACCCUGAGCAUUCAGACCAGUCCUGUGAUGAGGGGGAGGUUAGUACCUUUGCCAGUCCAGGUUACAGUCCUCUGAGACAGGAGUUUGUUGCAGGGUCGACAGACCAGAUUCUACUUCUGGACAUUAAUGCAAAACCUGCUGAGUUGCUAGUUGCUAAUGCAAUCCAACAAAAGCAAACAUUUGGAAAUGAGUUUGGGAACAAUGAUAGAGAGCAAUGGACUGAAUCAACAUCUGUAGCAUGUGUUACAGAAUAUCAGGUUGGAAAAACAAAUGUUGAAGAGAGAAAAUCUGUUGGUAAAGACCAAAGCAGGCCAGAAGCUGAGGUUAUACAUAAAGCUGGGGUUGAGAAGGUGGUUUCCAACCCUAAACAUGGUCAGAGCCAGACCCCUACCUUGGCAGUCUGUUCACCUACUAGUGUACAAGACUCUAUAGAAGCCUCCAUGUCAUCUACCUUGUCUAUCUGCAUACCUUCUACCCUGGCAGCCAGCAUGGCAACAAAUAUAUCAGUUCACCUGCCAAACCCUGUUCACCACCCUUUCAAGUGCUCUCUCUGCGACCGUUCCUUCAGCCAGCGAGGCUCUCUAAAUAGACAUGUGCGGAGCCACCUUGGCGUACGACCCUUCCCCUGCCCCCGCUGCCAUAUGACCUUUUCACGCCAGUACCGUGUAACAGAGCACAUGCGUGUUCACCAGCGGUGUGUCCUUGAGAGUGAUUUUCAACAGCCCCCUGCUCCUUCAAUUUGAAACAACAAGGAGAGGCCUCAAAAGUGAAAUGCAUUGUCCUGUCAUUAAAGGACGGAACUAUUC
Messenger RNA from Etheostoma spectabile (orangethroat darter), 3673 nucleotides. RefSeq lists its product as uncharacterized. Bases 623 to 3610 code for a protein of 995 amino acids. The record is from RefSeq and is a predicted model, not a curated record. Lineage: Eukaryota; Metazoa; Chordata; Actinopteri; Perciformes; Percidae. Gene Ontology annotation, biological process: regulation of transcription by RNA polymerase II. Gene Ontology annotation, molecular function: RNA polymerase II cis-regulatory region sequence-specific DNA binding; DNA-binding transcription factor activity, RNA polymerase II-specific; protein binding. The transcript has 3 exons.